This is a messenger RNA of Colletotrichum aenigma, 501 nucleotides long. RefSeq lists its product as uncharacterized. Lineage: Eukaryota; Fungi; Ascomycota; Sordariomycetes; Glomerellales; Glomerellaceae. The record is from RefSeq and is a predicted model, not a curated record. The transcript has a single exon. Bases 1 to 501 code for a protein of 166 amino acids.
AUGCAAAAGUUUACACUUACAGCGCUCAUCGGGGUGGCGCGCCUCAUCAACGCCCUAGAAUUCACAGCGCCCGACGCCGACCGCAAGCUCAACCUCUCCGCGCCAAUCACCAUUGAAUGGACACUGAACAACGAGGGGAACCCUGAAUGGACCGAAAUUGAUCUCUGGUGGUAUGGCGAAUUUGCAAAUAGCGCAGGGGGUUUCGGGUACGCGCUUGAAGAGAAUUUCACGACUACGGGUAGUGGGACAUACGGCUACAACUGGAAUCCGGCCUCGGAGGUGGAAUCAUUUAUGAAGAACCAGAACAAGCUUUCAUCCGACAAGGUAUUCUACUUCACGAUAAGGCGACAUCCUACCAAUGCAACGCAUCCUGCCAGUAUAGAGCCAAGCGAGAAGUACGCGGUUGAAGGAUAUGAUUUGAUUGGAAGCUCUGCAAGCCUGAUGAAGCCCACGUGGGGUGCCGCAAUUGCUGGUCUUGCCGCAGCUUUUGUGUUAAUCUAA